AUGCCGUGCUGCUUCGCCAUCUUGACAUACGCCCAAUGCCGCCACCACAAUCUCUUCAAGAUCGGCUGCACCGCCGACUGCGAAGACUUCUGCCCCCUCGAGAAGCGCAAGGUCCUCGUCAAGACUCGAUAUUUGUGGUGCUGCGAACAAUGCCACACCCGCAUUAACGAUGAGAUCGACGAGGAGCGAGAGGACGACUGGUCGGUUCAGAUAAUGCGUGCUUGCCAACAGCCGGGACCCCGUGCCUUGAUCGAGACGAGGAUCGAUUCCAUGCGCCGCAGAGAGCUGGUUAAGCAACGUCGCCGCGACAGGGCCUUGAUGUCCCAGAUCGAGGAGAUUCAGUGGGUGGGCGAGUGGACGCUCGAGUACGGCCUCGUGGUUUUUAAGUCGGUUCACGGGAGUGCUUGGGUUAAACACAAGCUCGAAGACAGGGUUGAGCAGUUGAGGUCUCUGAGGUUCUGGGACUUUAUCGUCACGCACGACGCUUUGCGGGAGUCCAAGAAACUGCUUAAGGAGCAGUCCCAUUCGGCCUUCUGGACAGUUUAUCGCAGCAUCAUGCUGGAGCAUAUGAAGAAUGGAGGCUUGCGCCGUCCAACCCGCCGCCUCCCGCCACCACCGUUGUUUGACAAUGCCGAUGAAGCCACGACGCCGGCCGAUGAGUGGAAGGAUAUCUUGGAGAUAGGCACGGAGGAAGAGUUGGAGGUGAUGGCGGAGAUGGACGAGGCGAAACUGAACAAGAUGAUACCACGGUCGAUGGUACACAAGAGCCUACAGACGGACUUGGUCACCACUCCCAACGAAGAUGUGGCAGGAGGAAAGGGGGAGAUCGUGGAACGGCAGCGGAAUACUAUCGAUGACAUUCAGUGA
Molecule: messenger RNA, 867 nt
Organism: Fusarium falciforme
Lineage: Eukaryota; Fungi; Ascomycota; Sordariomycetes; Hypocreales; Nectriaceae
Exons: 2
Coding region: 1-867 (288 amino acids)
Source: RefSeq, a predicted model, not a curated record